AUGGCCGGCUCGUGGCUCUGCCCCUGGUGGUCCUGGUGCCUCACCGAGGACGAGAAGGCGGCCGCCAGGAUCGACCGGGAGAUCAACAAAAUCCUCAUGGAGCAGAAGAAGAGAGACCGGGGGGAGCUGAAGCUGCUCCUGCUGGGCACAGGAGAGAGCGGGAAGAGCACAUUCAUUAAGCAGAUGCGCAUCAUCCAUGGGGCAGGCUACUCAGAGGAGGACCGCAGGGGCUUUGCCCCGCUCGUGUACCGGAACAUCUUUGCCUCCAUGCAGACCCUGAUCGAGGCCAUGGACCACCUGCAGAUCGCUUACCACAGACAGGAGAACAAGCACCAUGCCCUCUUGGUCAUGAGCAUUGACGCCUACAAGGUCGUGACUUUCGACAAGCCGUAUGCCAACGCCAUCAAGAGGCUAUGGAAGGACGCAGGGAUCCGGGCCUGUUAUGAGAGACGCCGCGAAUUUCACCUCCUGGACUCAGCCGUAUAUUACCUGUCCAACUUGGAGCGCAUCACGGAGGACGACUACAUCCCCACGGCCCAGGAUGUUCUCAGGAGCCGCAUGCCCACCACGGGUAUCAACGAGUACUGCUUCUCCGUCCAGAAGACCAACCUGAGGAUCGUGGAUGUCGGGGGCCAGAAGUCAGAACGCAAGAAAUGGAUUCACUGCUUUGAGAACGUCAUCGCCCUCAUCUACCUGGCCUCCCUCAGCGAGUACGACCAGUGCCUUGAGGAGAAUAACCAGGAGAACCGGAUGAAGGAGAGCCUGGCUUUGUUUGGCACCAUCCUGGAACUGCCGUGGUUUAAGAGCACGUCUGUCAUCCUCUUCCUCAACAAGACAGACAUCCUGGAAGAGAAGAUCCCAUCCUCAGAUCUGGCCACAUAUUUCCCCAGUUUCCCUGGCCCCAAGCAGGACAUAGAGGCCGCAAAGCGCUUCAUCCUGGACAUGUACACAGAGAUAUACAUGGGCUGCUCCUCGCGGGACGAGAACAAGGGCCCAGUCAAGAAGUUCUCCAAGUCUCGGCGUCUCUUCAGCCACUACACCUGUGCCACGGACACCCAGAACAUCCGCAAGGUCUUCAAGGAUGUCCGGGACUCGGUCCUGGCCCGCUACUUAGAUGAGAUCAAUCUGCUGUGACUCAGGCCCUCUGAGAGAGCAGCUGU
This is a messenger RNA of Tachyglossus aculeatus (Australian echidna), 1160 nucleotides long. RefSeq names its product G protein subunit alpha 15 (gene GNA15). Gene Ontology annotation, biological process: adenylate cyclase-modulating G protein-coupled receptor signaling pathway; phospholipase C-activating dopamine receptor signaling pathway; action potential. Gene Ontology annotation, molecular function: G protein-coupled receptor binding; GTPase activity; guanyl nucleotide binding. The record is from RefSeq and is a predicted model, not a curated record. The transcript is spliced from 7 exons. Lineage: Eukaryota; Metazoa; Chordata; Mammalia; Monotremata; Tachyglossidae. Gene Ontology annotation, cellular component: heterotrimeric G-protein complex. Bases 1 to 1134 code for a protein of 377 amino acids.